AUGGCAGUGAUGAGCCAGUGCAACUCUAAGAGCUUCUUCAUCUUACUGCUCCUCAUGACGUUCUGUGGAAUCAUCGUACUCCAUCAGCAGGACUUCUUCCAGCAGUUGUUCACAUUUAGGCACAACAUCUACAGUUUAAUAUGGAACCAAACACACAACCAUCUAAAGCUGACAUCACACACACUUCCAUCAGAAAAUAACCAGUGGUGGACGUUCCGCACUUCAGACGCACCAACUGCUACACCAAGCACAAAUGAACUGGAGGUACUGACCACUGAGCGUGGUGUCCUUGACCAUGAAGCGUAUCCACACAAUUACCAGUUCAUUAUAGACGAGCCAGACAAGUGCCAACAAGAGAAUCCGUUCCUGGUCCUGAUGGUGCCAGUAGCUCCUCAACAACUGAAGGCUCGCGAUGCCAUACGGAGCACGUGGGGAAACGAAAGCUUGGUGCAGGGGAAAUCCAUCUCCAUGGUGUUCGUACUGGGACUGUAUGGAGGAAAAGGAGCAGAAAAAAUGCAGGAGGAGCUGAGGACGGAGAGCGAGCAGCACCACGAUCUGAUCCAGAGCUCCUUCCUGGAUAGCUACAGGAACCUGACCAUCAAGACCAUGGUGAUGAUGGACUGGCUGGCUACACGCUGCCCGCAGGCAUCCUACGCCAUGAAGAUCGACUCAGAUAUGUUCCUAAACCUGGAGAACCUCAUGAGCUUGCUCCUGGCACCAGACACUCCCAAAAUGAACUACAUCACCGGAAUGGUCAUGUCGAACCGGAUGGUCGUGAGAAACAUCCACUCCAAAUGGUACGUAUCCAAGGAGGACCACCCCGACGACCAGUACCCGACGUAUCUACUGGGCAUGGGUUACGUCUUCUCCAACAAUCUGCCCGAGAGGCUCGUCAGGGUCUCCAAAUUCAUCAAACCGUUUCCUAUAGAGGACGCCUACGUGGGCGCGUGUCUGAAGGAAUUAGGAGUCUCGCCGUCCUCGCCACCCGAACCGUCAAGGUUCAAAGCUUAUCACAGAGGACCGUUUAACCGAGAUACAUUCACCUGGGUGAUCACCACCAUCCUCAGCUCACCAGAGCAGUUAGUGAUGUACUGGCAGAACCUGAAGAACCCCAAAUUAAUGUAA
Molecule: messenger RNA, 1125 nt
Organism: Trichomycterus rosablanca
Lineage: Eukaryota; Metazoa; Chordata; Actinopteri; Siluriformes; Trichomycteridae
Product: beta-1,3-galactosyltransferase 2-like
Exons: 1
Coding region: 1-1125 (374 amino acids)
Cellular component (GO): Golgi membrane
Molecular function (GO): N-acetyl-beta-D-glucosaminide beta-(1,3)-galactosyltransferase activity
Source: RefSeq, a predicted model, not a curated record